This is a messenger RNA of Ciona intestinalis (vase tunicate), 4295 nucleotides long. RefSeq lists its product as uncharacterized. The record is from RefSeq and is a predicted model, not a curated record. Gene Ontology annotation, molecular function: protein binding. Lineage: Eukaryota; Metazoa; Chordata; Ascidiacea; Phlebobranchia; Cionidae.
AUUUUAUUGGCAAACUGGUUCUCGUUGUGGCUUCUACGACAACUGGGCCGCUGAUCAAAACACCGACAGUCAGACGUCUCGGCGGCAAACCAACUUUGGCUAGAAAGUGGGAAAUACAUAUCCAAAUAUUGGAUUUUAACUAAAAUUAUAGUGUUUUAGUAAGUCUAACGAACUGAAAUGUUCAAAAACUCUUAAUAACGAUUUAUUGAAUAACUGAACAAGCGAUCCCAUAGUUAACAACCGCUUUUAACCGCGAAAAGUACGCGUACCCUCUUGCAGAAUGACUGUAACGCCGAAAAUUAUCGAUUCGCGUCUCUUGAUCCAGGUGCUGCAUUACUCCACAUAGCAACUGUUUUGAUUGGCUUUCACUGGAAACUAAUUGAGCCGAAGCGGAAAAUUCUAUAUUGAUUUAUGCCGAAAAAAAACAAAAAGAAAAGCUGCCCUGGUAUGUAAAUAAGAAAAAAGUUGACCAUACGAUUGCGUUUAAAUCUUCGUUAAGCCAGCACUCUGCGUGAGACAGGGCCAGCUUCGAAACUGGGUUUCGCUUUUAUUUUGUGCAAUUAUCACAUUAUUCAACUGAGAGUAAUUAAGAUGUGUGAAGAAUUGUUUUAUUUAUUGCAUAUAGCCAUACUAAAUAUAGAGGGAAGAUAUACAGCAUAUAGUACUGUGAAGUAUGAUACAGAUAAGCCUACCGUUAGCACAUAAAACUCUAUACUUCCUUAUCGUCUUUUACGUCAUUAACAACGCUCUUUUGGAGUCGUGAGGAUACAAUUAUAGUUCUGUAUAGAUUUUUGUUUACUAGUAAAUGGGACAACAAAAAGGAAUGAAAACAUUAACCAUUCCGCCCCAACCUACUGUGUGUGUUAAAAAAUACAACAUGUUUCCUUUUUUUAUGCGGAGAUGCGCGUUUAGAGGUAAAUUACAGUAGGCAUUGGCUCUUAUGCUGUUGGUGGCGGCAGUUAGGUCGAAAUAACGAGACGUAUUCCAAAGGGCUUAGGUGUAUUAUAAUAUCUGCGGUCGAAUACAUUGUAUAAGUGGAAAAAAACGUGUUGCGGUUCUCCCUGUGGUAUAUAGCGGUUACUGAAAGCAGCUGCUUUCCAAAAAGUGCAUUAGGGGCGCGGUUAGAUGUGUUAAAUAAGACACUUCUGCUUAAGGUCGGGCAAAAUUGGCAGCGAACAAAGAUAGCUGUAUACAUGGCCUAUAUGUUUUACGCAGAGUGGCCAUUUCGUCGGUGCAUUUACGCACUUGCAAUAUUUAGAAUUCGAGAUAAGCGCCCGCAUGACUGUAAGUUAUUUAAAGCUGGUACUUUGUAAGUCUAUGAGAGCAAGAUAAAAGCGGUGCCACAUGGGUUGUAGGUUGUAGGUGUGUGAGAAUUAGGAGCUGUAUGAGGCCUUUGGAAAAUGAACAGGGGCAUAAAUUAAGAGAACAAGACAAAAAGUAAAUUUCUUAUUGUGGACAAACUUCGCUUUUAGGCGAACAUAUGUCGCCCUGAAAUUCAAUCAUUAGACAUUCCGUCGUUUAUCUUGUUUCGUAAAAUCAUUACAACGAUUUUUAAAUGGUUGUUAAAAGUGUAAACUGUGUGCUUCAGGUGAUUAGUCAGGGUGGAACGUUUUUUUUUUGUCAAGCUGUUCGAUUUAUUGUUCGUUUUGUAAUUUGCAUGCAAAGGAAUAUACAAAUACAAUAGGUGGCAUUUCGUCUAUUAAGUACCGUUGGGUAAGAUGGGACACCUUUAGCACAUACUAUCCAAAAACCCUGAUCGUGUUUUAAACAAUAAACAGCAGUUUUCGUGAAGAUAAGGUUUUAGAAUAUUUUGUAUGUUACUUGUUUACCACCAAAUAAGACGAGAAAAUAAAAAAGGUGUCCCAUCUCCCCAACCCUAUCUAUAUUUUACGAGUUUUUGUCUUUGUGAAACGGGUAAUAUAUUUUUUUUAGCAAUCAGUUGCUUCUCGUGACUUUGUACACGUGCAUAUUGAUUCAGUAAGGUUUCAACAUAGCUGCAAGAAGGCGAAGGCGAUUAAAACCAACACCGGCUGUCGAAAAAAAAUCAAUGACCGCAAUGAGCUUGAACUAACAAUGCCAAAUUUAUUUAUUUCAUGCAGCGCCUUAUACAAUAGGAAAUAUUUAAAAACGUAAAUUAUUUUGUUGAGAUUUGUUUAGUUUCAAAUUAGUUAUUACAUGGCUACUCCGUCACAACGCACAUUUCGGCCAAGUUACAGGAAUCCUAACGGAGAUAUUCAGUUCGAAAACAAAACGGCGAGUGCUGCUCGCUCAAGAGAUCAACUUAUCACCUGCAUGCUUAUUUUAAGCUUAAGUCUCGCCGCACUCUCAUCUAGUUUUACGAUUCAUUUAGCGAUAGAGAAUUACAAGCGGAUGCUCGAGAACAAGGAGCUACUGAUGAAAAUAGAUUUGCUGAAUAAGGAAGUCUUCAACCCUGAAAAAUUAACCGCAGCAAACGCCAUCAAUGAUACGUCGACAGCGAGCUGGCACUCUGUUAAGGAGACACCUAAGCAGACAACGGAUUCGCUAUCUGAUGCUGAAGUGACCAAUGGAACAAAAGCGAAAUUCAAAUGCUGCGACAAUGCGCAAACGAAGACAACUCUCUACCCACAUCGCUACUACGUGGCAAAGUUUCGCGAGAUUGGGGAUUCGCUGCGGGAAUUUCAAAGCGGCCAGAGAUUUUUAAGACAGCAAAUUCACCAACGUUUAGGAGCACUGGAUCGUCAAUACAUGGGCAUCGUCAGAAACAUGGAAUAUCACGUUGCUUUCCAUGCAAUUUUGGGACAAGAUUUCUCGCCGGGUCCCACAGGCGAGAUCAUUCGCUUCGAUCAGAUCACCAUGAAUGACGGGGGCGGAUUCGAAUCGGGUUAUUUCAGGUCACCGGUGACGGGACUCUAUCUGGUUACAGCCCACAUCCUCUUGCUAAAGCGAGAUGCGCGUGACAGCCUACCGCGCAUCAACGUCGUUCUUCGCAAGAACCACAGGCCGUACGCGUCGCUAAUAAGACAGAACUUUGGCGGGAUUAAUCCAAACGGUACAGUUUAUCACACAGGGGGUGUAUAUGACGCAUUGGUACCGUAUGUGGAUAUCAUCAAGCUUUCCGCUGGCGACGUCAUUGACUUGUUCGUGGAUGGAGCUUCGCGGUGGAGCGUAGCUGGACCACGUAACCUUUACCGCAGCGAGUUCGCGGGCGUUUUACUUCGCAAGAAACUGACUUAGCUUCCCACGCGGGAGCGUUAAUGCUUCAUGCUGGUCGAUAGAUGACGUGAACAACGCGUUCCGAGUGACAGGAAUGAAAUCAAAACACCCCAAGCAUACUUAAAACAAAUACGCCGUGGCGAAGAAACGUCAACUCAAUUUAGAAAGUUCUUUACCGACUUUUUAAACAUUUUUUCGUGUAAUAUUGCGAACACUGUGUAAGGACUACAAUAAAAAUAUUUUACGCGUAACAUGUGAAAUGUUUUAACGUACAGAUAUGCUGUUCUACAUCAAAACAAAGUUGAACUACAAUAGUUAUUAAUAUCACUUUCAUAAAGGUUUUUACUGCUAUACGAAAUAUCACGAAAGAUUGUUUUUAUCAGCAUUUUACGCACACUGUCAUAGCUCUUUGGUGUCACCUAACGGUCAAUAAAAAUAAUGUAAGAAAGCAGAACGAGUUUUGUAACCAAGUUAUUACACGAACUAUGUAAAUUUAGGUAGUGUACUUUUAAACUGCACAAUUGUUUGUAGUGUUGCAAAUUAGGAAAACUAAAAGGUUUUAUUUAACCGGAGUAUUUUCAUUUUUUAUAACAAACCUAAAACAGUUUAGUGUUCUGGACAUUUAGUAUAAAAUGUACCAAAGUCAAUGAAGUUUAAGCGUCGACCCAAUAAUUCUUGCCUAGAGCAAACAAUUUCUAGAAGAUUGAGAUUUAUGGAGAGUAACAACACAGAUAGGACAGUUUUGCGGUGACCUACCCUGCCCUGGGGCGCACGCAAAGACUUCGUGGAAAAGAACAGACUUGAAUUGUUCGGUAGUAUUGUGCGUGGCGAUCAUGCCACGUCACUGGAAAUCUUAAACGACUGCAAGCACAUGCUUUUAUUGGCCAAAUGCGAAUGGUUAGUUCACAGCAAGAAAACUACAACUGUUGUUAAUAACCUGUAUUACCGGGAAUACAAUAUGCCAGAGUUGAGGUUUGUACAACACAUUAUUUCCUAUUGGGUGGCAAAACACCACACGUGUGCGUUCAGCACUUUUACCAAGACAACAAGAAAUAUAUAGCAGGGUGGGGGAAGACGGGGCACUUUUAGCAAAUAACAUC